UCUCACGUCUCUAAACACAAGCAGGUCGGCACGGGUUAAUGACUGACGUAAACGACUAAGAGCCGUAAAGUAAGAAUGUGUGGUUAGGCCGCUGUAUCGGGAGGCCAGGCUCCCCGAAGCGGAGAACCCAAGGUUUGGGGCUCUGUAGGGCUAACAUGACGCUAUUUUCUCUACUGCUAAGCAGGCUGCCGUCUUCGGUGCGUGUUGCAGGUACUGUGAAAGUGCGCCGCUGGGAGUCGGUAUGUGCUUGUACAGCUGCUCUCUCUCCUUUACCGGACACCGGGGCUCGCUGCAGUCACGCGGUAACACUAAGCACUUGGGACCAGAGACCUCCAGCGAAAGGCUGGUUGGGUAGCACGGUGUACGGGGAGAGGCACGCGGGGGUCCGCAAGCUAUUUCACAACCAGGUGUCAUGCUGCCUGCUGCACCGGGAACUUCACUUAACUCCACACCCUGGUUAUGCGAGGCCUGUGCCACAAGAGAAGAGAUGUCCUGAGUCUGCAGAGGGCAAAGAUCCAGCAAGUACAAGGCUGUCAGAACUGUAUGAAAAUCCAUGGACAAUCCCAAAUUUUUUAUCAAUGACCAGGAUUGGACUGGCACCUGUCCUUGGAUAUCUUAUUGUUGGAGAAAACUUUAAUAUCGCCCUUGGAGUUUUUGUGUUUGCUGGAAUAACAGAUUUGUUGGAUGGUUAUAUUGCACGAAACUGGGCCAAUCAGAAAUCUGCUUUGGGAAGUGCUCUUGAUCCACUGGCUGACAAGAUACUCGUCAGUGUUUUAUAUGUCUGUUUAACAUUAGCAAAUCUUAUUCCAGUUCCCCUUACAAGCAUGAUCAUUUUACGAGACAUAGCACUGAUUGCAGCUGUGUUUUAUGUUCGAUACAAAACUCUUCCACCACCAAGAACUGUCAGUAAAUAUUUCAACCCGUGCUAUGUAACUGCUCAAUUGGAGCCAACAUUUAUCAGUAAGAUGAACACAGCAGUGCAGUUAGUCUUGGUGGCCGCAUCAUUGGCAGCUCCUGUCUUUAAUUUUGUGGAUAGUAUCUAUCUUCAAACAUUAUGGUGUAUCACUGCUUUUACAACCGCUGCUUCUGCUCAUAGUUAUUACCGUUAUGGACGGCAAACUGUGAAGAUUUUGAACAAGUGAAUGGUGCAGAGGACAAAGGGAUCUUCAGUUAUUGUAUAUAAUCUGUUUUGGAUUUUUCUAAUACUCUCCAAAAGCAGACAUUUAUGUUCCAAUAAAUGAAAAUAAAAACCAACUCUCACAAAACAGAUAUAAUCUGAAUCAGGAUGAUUACGUUAUUUAUACACUUAAUAUUCAAUAUUUGAAUUUUGUUAAAUACAUUUUAUAUAAUCUGAAGCACUUAAAAUUGUAUUUAUUAGAAUUUGUUUGGGGUAUUUUCCAAAAAAAUUGCUUAAUGCGGUAAUAAAUUAUGUAUGGAGUUUUGCAAA
Messenger RNA from Bombina bombina (fire-bellied toad), 1447 nucleotides. RefSeq names its product cardiolipin synthase 1 (gene CRLS1). Gene Ontology annotation, cellular component: mitochondrion; membrane. NCBI's taxonomy places the organism in Eukaryota, Metazoa, Chordata, Amphibia, Anura, Bombinatoridae. Gene Ontology annotation, molecular function: cardiolipin synthase activity. Bases 156 to 1142 code for a protein of 328 amino acids. The record is from RefSeq and is a predicted model, not a curated record. Gene Ontology annotation, biological process: cardiolipin biosynthetic process. The transcript is spliced from 7 exons.